This is a messenger RNA of Gadus morhua (Atlantic cod), 2458 nucleotides long. It is a transcript of the gene ecd, whose product is annotated as ecdysoneless homolog (Drosophila). The record is from RefSeq and is a predicted model, not a curated record. The transcript is spliced from 14 exons. The coding region runs from base 168 to 2168 and encodes 666 amino acids. Gene Ontology annotation, cellular component: nucleus. NCBI's taxonomy places the organism in Eukaryota, Metazoa, Chordata, Actinopteri, Gadiformes, Gadidae.
UUUUGACCGGACGACAACAAUGUCAGGUUGAUACAGCCAUGCGUUAAUCCAACGAUAUGAGUACGCCAUGCAAAUACAAACUGACAAUUAAUGUCAUCACUCAAAUAAAUAAUAUUCAGAUUACUUAAAAUUUAACUAGGUGAAAUACCCCGGAACUCAACGUCGCUAUGGACCCCCUAUCAAGGAAAGUGGUGCAGGAAGACGUGGUUCAGUACAAACUAUUUUUGAUUCAGUCGGACGACACUGAUUCUCAGACCCAUGAAGAACGUUUAAAGCAUUUGGUUGAAGAUAUUCUGGCCAGAAUUGCCCCACUUCUCGUGAAAUAUAUUUGGCAACACCAGUCAUUCAACCUCAACUAUCAGCCGGAGAAAGACGCUAUUCCUGCUCACAUCGGAGGCACCACUCUCUUUGGGGACAACGUGGACGAUGAAUGGUUUAUAGUUUACCUCCUUCAGCACAUCACCGAGGCCUUCCCCGAGCUAGCUGCGAGGGUUGAGGACAACGAUGGAGAGUUUCUGCUGAUUGAAGCGGCAGAUUAUCUUCCCAAGUGGUUGAGUCCAGAAACAAGUGAAAACAGGGUAUUCAUUCACAGGGGACAGUUUCAAAUCCUGCCAUGCCCAUCCCGUUCCAGUGCAGUUGGGAUUCCCAGAGAUGUGGUGCCUACUGUGCCGCAGGCUUUAGCUUUCCUCUCCUCCAACGUUGAGCACUGCCUUGCAAGUCCUAAAAUUUGCUCAGCCCUGAGGAAGCGUUUGAAUGGGUACCCAGAGAAGAUCACCUCUAACCUUCACCGGGCUCACUGCUUCUUACCGGCGGGGAUCGCCAAAGUGUUGGCCCAGCGGCCUGACCUGAUAGCGCCCGCGGUUUCCGCCUUCUAUCUUCGGGAUCUUGUGGAUCUCCAGGCCUGCCGGGGGUUUAAGACCUUUCCCCCGGACACGCGCGUCCACACCCUGGUUACCUUCACCCGAUGCUUGUAUGCCCAACUCCAGCAACAACAGUUCACCCCAGACCGGAGAAGUGGCUUUACCCUGCCUAUCCGCUCUCACCCCCAGCACAAAUCAUACGAGCUGGGCAUGAAACUGGCUCAUGGCUUCGAGAUCCUAUGCUCUAAGUCUAGAGCACCUUCUUCAGAGCCAGACGCUCCAGCCAGCUGUAACCCUCAGUGGAAAGGAUUCCUAGAGAACCUGAAGAAGAAUGGAUACUUCAAGGGUCAAAUGGAAGGCUCCGUUUACUAUAGAGGACUGAUGACAUCUGCAGAGAACUUUUUCAGACUCUCUUUCACACACGGAGGUCAGAGUGCAGGGGAGGAGGUUCUCGUGCUGCUAAAAAAUUCAGCUCCUCUCAACAAAGAGGAGCUGAAGAAGCAGGAGUCCCAGCUUGCACCGGCUGACAGCGACAGCUGGCUGGACCUCACCUCUCAGGACUUGGAGCGUAUGCUGGAGGAGAAGAGCGGGGGAGCCAGGGGCAUCGCUCUCACCAAACCAACCCAGGAGAAGGGCCAGGGGAAGAGGGAGGAGCCAGAGGGGGAGGAGGCCGGCAUCAGCCUGGUAGCCGUGACACAGGGCAUGAAGAGCUUCCUCAGUGCCAUGUCGUCCCACGAGGGUGCUGAGCUACCCUGGGCCCAUUCAAAUGAUCCUUUUAGUUUUGAUCCAGUAUCCAUGGCCAGCGCGAUGGACAAAUUACUAGGAAGGACCGAUGAAGGAUUGGACUCUGAUGAUCUGGAGGAUGACGAUGAUGAUGAGGACGACGACGACGACGAUGAUGAUGAUGAAGAUGAUGAGAAGAGCGAAGACGUGAAAGUAUUCUUUGGUUCCCAAGGGGAAAAAGAAACGGAAACUCUAGACAAUCUUCGUAAAUACAUGGACCAAAUGGACCAUGAGUUGAUGGACACACACAUUGGAAAGAGUUUCAAUCAGAAGAAUCGUGACAAGGAGCGUCCGGCCAGUGGCUCCACGCUCCCCCCUAGAGGAGAUGCUCGCUCACAGGGAGAAGAGGCAGCAGAUCCAGAGCAGGAGGAGGAGGAUGAGGAGAUCCAGCCCCUGGACGUGGACCUCAACCUGGUCACUAACCUCCUGGAGUCCCUGAGCUCCCAGGCAGGCCUGGCUGGCCCUGCCUCUAACCUGCUGCAGAGCCUGGGCUUCCACCUGCCCCAGAACAACGACCCUUCCUAAGAGAGCAGGCCCUGUUGAAUGUAACUCGCUCUUCAGCUGAAGUCCCCCUUUUGAUACGGUUUUGCCUUUUCCUUAAAUUUCACAGGCUUUUCCUCGUAGCCCUAGGCGUCGCCCUGGAGGUGUUUAACAUUUUUCGUAGUGUUCUCACUUAUGGAAGACCGUAAACGUUUUUGAAGUUGUGAAAAAUGUUGAUACCAUCUUGUAAAACUGUUUGGCAUUUAAUGUUAGUUUUUUUUACAGAGCACUUAAAUGCCACUCUCGUAGGCCAAAUAAAAUGACUUUUAUAAAUA